This is a messenger RNA of Nematolebias whitei (Rio pearlfish), 2286 nucleotides long. It is a transcript of the gene tbp, whose product is annotated as TATA box binding protein. Bases 186 to 1097 code for a protein of 303 amino acids. Gene Ontology annotation, biological process: DNA-templated transcription initiation. The record is from RefSeq and is a predicted model, not a curated record. NCBI's taxonomy places the organism in Eukaryota, Metazoa, Chordata, Actinopteri, Cyprinodontiformes, Rivulidae. The transcript is spliced from 9 exons. Gene Ontology annotation, molecular function: RNA polymerase II general transcription initiation factor activity; DNA binding.
CGCCGAAGUGCAGCCUGGGGGUUGGGAUCGAGCUGAGGCAAAAUAAUUGUUUGUCGACUCGAGACUGCCUUAAAUUACAAAGAUAUUUCAUAGACCCCACUGGUGCCUCCUGCUGUGUGAACUUCGUCAGAUUUACAUUACUGCCUGCUCCUGGUGGUUGUGUCGGAGUGUGAGGAGCUGACGAGAUGGAUCAGAACAACAGCAUACCGCCUUUUCAAGGACUGCCGUCGCCUCAGGGUGCCAUGACCCCCUUACAGAUGUUCAGUCCUAUACCAUAUGGCUCGGGCCUGACACCCCAGCCAGUACAGAACACAAACAGUUUGUCUAUACUCGAGGAACAGCAGAGACAACAACAGCAGCAGCAGCAACAACAAGCAGCGCAGCAGGCCAACACAGGCCUUCCGGGGACAUUGGGGCAAGCACCUCAACUGUUUCAUUCCCAGACAGUAGCUGGUUCGACCACGACAGCGCUCCCAGGAAAUCCCCCGCUCUCUAACAACCCAGUAACCCCCAUGACUCCCAUCACACCAUCUACACCUGCCUCAGAGAGCUCUGGAAUUGUACCACAGCUACAAAACAUAGUAUCUACUGUAAAUCUGGGCUGUAAACUGGAUCUGAAGACCAUUGCCCUGAGAGCCAGAAAUGCCGAAUACAACCCGAAGCGUUUUGCUGCUGUCAUUAUGAGAAUACGAGAACCAAGGACCACUGCUCUCAUCUUCAGUUCUGGGAAAAUGGUCUGUACUGGAGCAAAAAGUGAGGAACAGUCAAGGUUAGCAGCUAGAAAAUAUGCUCGUGUGGUGCAGAAGCUUGGGUUCCCCGCCAAGUUUUUGGACUUCAAGAUUCAGAACAUGGUGGGCAGUUGUGAUGUGAAGUUUCCAAUUCGACUGGAGGGAUUGGUUCUCACUCAUCAGCAGUUUAGCAGUUAUGAGCCCGAGCUGUUUCCAGGAUUGAUUUAUAGGAUGAUCAAACCCAGAAUUGUCCUGCUAAUUUUUGUUUCUGGAAAAGUAGUACUUACAGGGGCCAAAGUAAGAACUGAGAUCUACGAUGCAUUUGACAACAUAUACCCCAUUCUAAAAGGCUUUCGCAAAACAACGUAGAACCUGGAAAUUACUUCCCCAACUUUUUUUUUUUUUACUUCAAGCUCUUUUUUUCAAUAAAUGUUGAGCUCCACAGGUAAGGCUGUAAGGGCUGUUGUACAAUGUUGUGACUUUUUUUCCCAAAAAAAUUUUAAACAAGAUUAUAGGUCCAUUUUCCUGUUCUUUUUUCCUGCAUUUUUGUUUUUGUUGCUCCAUCACACGCAUAAUUGUAAAUACAACUGUAAGAAAAUGUAAAAUAUUGUUGAGAAAAUCAGUCUUGAUUGAUCUGUUUUAUUUGAAACCGUUUUAAAUACUUUUGUACAUUGCUUUUCUUUUUAAUUUCUCAAGUUUUAUUGAUACAUGCACAAAUCUGUUCCAACUCCUAAUUUCCAAAGCCUAAUUUCCUGAACAGUUAUUGAGGAUUUAUACCCUUAAAAUAAUUAAAGUUGAAUUAAUGUAAAUACUCUCACUAAAGUUUUCAUCAGGUUCUUGCUUGUCCACCUUUUAUUUUUUUUUUGUAUUCUUUUAUUUUUUAACUUGGUUUAGGUACUUCCAGACUUUAACUUUUUGCUGAUCGGUGUAUUUGAAACAAGCAUUUUACUUAAAAAGACAGAUGGUCUUUUUUAUUACAGAAAUAAGUAUUUAAUGGUUAAAUUUGAGCGUGUACAUAUAUUUUUGUAUUUCAUUAGUGGGAAAGUGACUCCAACUGCAGGAAUAACUUAUCCGAGUUUUAAAUAAAGCACCAAGUGGCAGUAUGUUGGCAGAAAAUGUUUGGAAAGUUUAAAUAGUUUUUGUUCAUUUCAUAUUUUGGAUGCGUGUUAGCUGUUUUACCUGUUCUGGUUGUCUUUUUAUUUGGACACUUAAUUAUUUUUAAGUGAAUGAGCAAUGUACACUUCUUGAUGUGCUUGUGUGUUGAAUACAGAUUCAACUUGUCACACGCAACAACCAUGAAAACAUUUUGCAGUCAACUCAGUGUUUGUUACACAGUGCAUUAAAGUAACAUGUUUGGUCAAGUACGGUAUUUUCACCAUCUCUCUCUUCCAGCUGACGUCUGUGCUGUCUGCAGAUUUAUUAGAAAGCUUUUUAGAUCAAAUGCUUCUGAAACCAUUCGUGCUGCCCAGUAUAUUAAUAAAGCUGCACAUAUUAACAUUAAAUGUCUUGUUUUUGUGAUAACAUUUUAGUUUUAGUCUGCAAAUUAAUUCUUGUUCUG